CGCGCACUCGCGCGUGCGUGAGCUGGCGCGCGAGAAAGCGCCCGGUCGCGCCGAGGCUCGAGCGGCCGUCGCCAUUUUGUAGGGUUCUCUCUGACGCGGGACCCGCCGCCACCGCCGGCACCACCCGGAGGCUCUUGUCAGGAUGGUGAAGCUGUUCAUUGGAAAUCUGCCCCGGGAGGCCACAGAGCAGGAGAUCCGCUCACUCUUCGAGCAGUACGGGAAGGUGCUGGAAUGUGACAUCAUUAAGAAUUAUGGCUUUGUGCACAUAGAGGACAAGACGGCCGCUGAGGAUGCCAUACGCAACCUGCACCACUACAAGCUGCACGGAGUGAACAUCAAUGUGGAAGCCAGCAAGAAUAAGAGCAAAGCUUCAACCAAGUUACACGUGGGCAACAUCAGCCCCACUUGUACCAACCAAGAGCUUCGGGCCAAGUUUGAGGAGUACGGCCCAGUCAUCGAAUGUGACAUCGUGAAAGAUUAUGCCUUUGUACACAUGGAGCGGGCAGAGGAUGCGGUGGAGGCCAUCAGGGGCCUCGACAACACAGAGUUUCAAGGCAGCAGUGAAUGCAGUUUGAAUUGGAACCACAAAGAAGCUGUUCCCAAGUAACCAUCCGGACAGCUGAAUUGGGAAGGAUGUGCAAGACCUUAGGGGUGUCCUUCUAGUGACAAAGCAAUGGAGCAUUAUCAUGUCACCUACAUCUCCAGUCUUCCGUGAACCCUCACCUAAGAUAGACCUUCAGAAUUAGGAUUAACUUUUUAGCAUUUUAAUAGUCUCUCUUGUUCUAGUUUUCAAGAGAAAAUGCUUUUUCUGGGCUGAUUUUCUGGUAAAUAUUGUAAAAUUUCAGUAACUUAGAGAUUCUAAAGCACAGAAUUUUAUUUUACAGGUGUUUCUAGCUCUAAGUUCACAACUGUAGAAAUGGAUUUUGCCACACUAGAGCAUUCUCAUCCUCUACACUAAAAGCAUGACUAGUGCAGGGCAGACAUCAAGUAAAAUCACUGUAGUUCAAUGGAAAAUGAACUCAGUCAGAAUCUAUCAAAGUCAACAAAUUCAUUGGUUUUUUUCCCCCUUAAAAGUAGACUUGUAGCCGGGCAUGGUGGCACACGCCUUUAAUCCCAGCACUCGGGAGGCAGAGGCAGGCGGAUUUCUGAGUUCGAGGCCACCUGGUCUACAAAGUGAGCUCCAGGACAGCCAGGGCUAUACAGAGAAACCCUGUCUCGAAAAACCAAAAAAAAAAAAAAAAAAAAAAAAAAAAAGUAGACUUGUAGAUAUCUGGGUCAAUGCAGAGUGUUCCCUUUCUAGACUGGCAUGGUUAUUCUGACUCGUGUCAGUUAUACAGCUGUCUGUCUGAAAGUGGCUUAUCCUCUCAAAUAUAGAGAGCCUUACAUAGGAGGUAUAAGUGAGUAUGUGUAGCACACGAUACUUUCAUUCACACCAUCUAUCUAUUGACAGCAUCAGUGGUAUGAGGAAGACUAGUAGCUGGGGUCCUAAAUUAGAACACUUUUGUUUUGGGACAGGGUUUCUCCAUAGUUAGUUCUGGCUGUCUUGGAACUCACUCUGUAGACCAGGCUGACCUUGAACUCAGAGGUUCACCUGUCUCUGCUUUGAUCUCUGAGUGCUGGGAUUAAAGGUGAGCACCACCACAGCCUGGCUAAAGCAUCUUUGUUCUCACUAAAGAUGGUUUACGUUGAAGACAACAAGGGUCCCUGGAUUGGGUGAUAACAUAAACUCUUGGGCAAAAGAGUUCUUUUCUUAGCUAUUUCUCAGUGGUAAUUUUCUAGAAACAUGUAUAUGUGUAUUGCUUGAAUGGGUGCUCACAGUUCUUUUGGGCAACUGUAGAGAAAUUAUGUUCUGCAUGGUAGGAAUAAAAUGUUGGUCAUUCUUUUACAUGAGAACAGUUCCUAAAAAACGAGUGCUGUUUUUCAUUUUAUUUUUGUUUGGGUCCCAGGGAUCAAACUUGGUUUUUCAUACAGUAGCCAAGUGUUAAACUAUUGAGAGAGCCAUGUCCAACCCCAGAACUUGGUCAUUUUUAAUACCUACUGUAAGAGGCUAUGUUCAAACAGUUCUGCGUAUGAGAAAAGGAGUUGAAAUCUAGAAACAUGGUGGAUAGAAGAUUGCUGUUGACCAUGUUGUCAUAUAUACAUGCUAAGGGGCAUAUUCAGAGGUGGAAAAGAUGUCUUCUAAAACUUCUAUUAGUUUUAUUAGUAGUAAGGUUUUGUUAGAUGUCUAGCUUGAUUUGGAGGUAGUAACAGUCACAGUAAAAGGUAGCAAUCUUUGCACUCUGCAUUGGGGAAGGAAAUAAGCUGUGGAGACACAACUAGGAGAGAGUCUCCUGUGUUGCUGGUAUAAACAGCAUCUGACUCCAAUUUUAUGGGUCUUACUUCUGUUGAAACAUCAAUUUUUUUAAAAGGAUUGCUGAAUGAAGGGGCCCAGGAGCGUGUAUGUCCAUAUAUUUUACGUUUACUUUUAUUUGAGUGAAAAGAGUGUUAAUGAGUAAUAAUUUUAAUCUGUUUCCUCAAGGCAAACGAAUGCAUGUACAGUUGUCAACUAGCCGGCUUCGGACUGCCCCUGGGAUGGGAGACCAGAGUGGUUGCUAUCGGUGUGGUAAAGAAGGACAUUGGUCCAAAGAGUGCCCAGUAGACCGUACAGGGCGUGUGGCAGACUUUACUGAGCAGUACAAUGAACAAUAUGGAGCAGUGCGCACACCUUAUACUAUGGGUUAUGGGGAGUCCAUGUAUUACAACGAUGCCUAUGGAGCACUUGACUACUAUAAGCGCUACCGCGUCCGAUCUUACGAAGCUGUGGCGGCGGCGGCUGCAGCUUCCGCAUACAAUUACGCAGAGCAGACCAUGUCUCAUCUUCCUCAAGUUCAGAGCUCAGCUGUACCCAGUCACCUCAACUCCACUUCUGUUGAUCCUUAUGACAGACACCUAUUGCAGAACUCUGGCUCUGCUGCCACCUCAGCUGCAAUGGCUGCUGCCGCUUCCUCUUCCUAUUAUGGAAGGGACAGGAGCCCACUACGUCGGAAUGCGGCUGUGCUUCCCGCAGUUGGAGAGGGCUAUGGUUAUGGGCCAGAGAGCGAGAUGUCUCAGGCUUCAGCAGCAACUCGGAAUUCUCUGUAUGACAUGGCCCGGUAUGAGCGGGAGCAGUAUGUGGACCGAACACGGUACUCAGCCUUUUAAAAACUGGAGGUGAGAGUGGGGAGGAUGUGGUUGAAAUUUGCACUUAGUUCCCUACAAGAGACCUCUGCUUCACUGAGGAGCCAAAUCACCAAACAGGACCUUAUCAAAAAGCAAAAAUUACAUGUUUUGAGUAUUUUCUAUAAGUUUAUGCCACAGGUUUACUUGGCCUGUUGAUGAGUUAGUGUGAUUCCAAUGUGUUUCUUCUGAAACAUGAACAUGCUCAGUAAAAAUAUUAUUUAACCAGUUGUAAAAAGAUACUUGGUAUGAAGAAAAAAAAGGCAGGGAGAGCUAACAUGCUGGCCCUUUGUUUGUGUAGUUACAUUCUCAUCCAGGAAAACUAAGACUCAGAGAGCAUCAGUACUUUGCCUAUGAUUAUCUCAUGAUAGAGCCAAAAUUCACUCAGCUGACUCUUAAAUUCUGGCCAGUAGGUGGUGGCACACACCCAAAUCCUAGCACUUGGGACACAGGCAGGUAGGUAGAGCUGAGUAAGGCUAGCCUGAUAUACAAAGUUCCACGACAGCCAGGGCUACACAGAGAAACCCUGUCUUUAAAAACCAAAAUAAAAGCAUACUCUUCACUACUACACUGCUGUGAUGGUUAAGGUGAAGGGUACCAUUUGGGAGCUAGUAAUGGACAGCACAGUGAGUUUUAACUAACUUCUUGGGUUUCCAGUUUGCUAAUACUUCUUAGAGUAGCACAUACCUUAGUCUCUCUCAGUACCAGAGAAAAUGAGGUGGGAGGACUAUGAUGAGUUAGAGAAAAACCUAGGCUACACAGCAAGUUCUAGUAAAAUCUAGGAAAUAUAGCAAUACCCCCAUGUUACAGACAACAAAACCCAACUAUUUAUUAGCCUUUAUCAAAGGAAAAGUGUGCUACUUUGUGCAUCAGAUAAAGCCCUAAUAUUCCAAGACACUUCCGUAUUGCAUGUUUUCAUGUUUGUAUUCUAUGAAGUCCUUAUUUUAGCCCAAAGCAUCCAUCUGUUUGAUAUAGGCACUUACACCCUAUUUCUUCAUAGCCUAUGAUAAAAUUCUUGUUUCUCUGAGAUAGUUUUGUGUUAUAAGGGAACAUUCAAAGGAAUUAGAUAAAACAAUUUCUGAUGUGCCAAAAUCUUAUAGAUGGUGACACAGGAAAUUCAGUGUUUCCCUAUUUCAAGAAAUGUGUACAGUACUGGAAUGGCAAGAAUUGGAGAUAUCCAGAGACUAGUAAAGUAAAUUUUACUAGAAUGGAAAUGGCAUUUGUAAUUUACAAUUCUCUCAUGGUUUUCCUUGUACACUGAAAUCGAGCAUCACUUGAGUUAAAGCCCCAACAGUGUGGUUACCACUGACACUUCAAUGUUCUCAACUUAUCCCCUGCAUCCAUAUAUGUAUUGAGAAAAGAAUGGCAUGCAUGUUGUUAAGUUUAUAUGCUAUACACUUGUGUCAUUGAGACUUGGGAUUUCUUAGAACCAUCAUUCAGCCAUGUGUUCAACAUGUGAAUGGAGUUUGCUAAUUUUACACCUGGGUCUACUUUGUGAGAUACCUCUGAUAAAGUUAGCAUAAAUCUGUUAGAUAACUUUUUUCUCUCAAGUAUAAAAGCUAAACAUGUUUAAGUUAGUAUAUUAUAGCCUUUAAGGGUGUUUUUAGGACAUUUUAAAAGUGAAUUUAAACGUCAGUCAGUAGGUGCUCAACUAACCUCUUUUUAGUGAUGACUUUUAAAGAAACUUACCUUCCAGGUGUGAACCUCAAAUGGACUGAAUAACCCUGAGUUGGUUGCAGUCCCAGGAGCCUGAUGUUAAUGAGGCUGCCAGGAUGAAAUACUCCACAACUGUUGGGGAUCCAAAUUCGGGUCUCACCCUAACAGAACUGAUCCAAGAACAUCACAGCUUUUGAAGUCGAUUGGCACAGAUCAAGACCAAGAUUUGGCCCUGUGUCUGUAUUAAGUAGAGGAGCUUGGUGUGAGUUAAUUUUUUUUUUCCCCCUGCCAUUGGUGUCUGGAGUUCCCACCAUCAAUGGAGGAAUUACAGUCCUAGCAGUAGUUUCUUUUGAUUUGUCAGGGGUUAUUUGGUCAAUUAGGAAACUACUGCAACUGUGGCUCUGACCUGACUGUAUAACAUGCAGAUAGAUACCUUAAAGGGUAAAUGACCAACUGUUCUUUAACAGUAUUCUUGGUGACUAUGCUUUUUGAAUGUUUUCUUUGGAACAUCUGUAAUAGUAAAAUUGGGCUGGGCAUGCAUGGGUGGUGGACACCUGUAGUCCCAGCUACUCAGAACAGAUGUUUAUGCUCAUACUGGGCAACAUACUUAGAUCCCAACUCUUAAAAGAAAGAAAGUGACUGUUAAUCUGAUAUCUUAGCCAUCUUUUGCUUUUUUUCUGGACCCCCAAAUUAAUCUGUAGCUAUUGAAGAUUUAUACCUUCCUUGAAGCUUUCUACUAUAGAGGGGUUACCUGAGUUAAAAGAUAGGAAAAUGGUGGGCUUGCGGGUUUAUACUAUCAGCAGUUUUGUAUCUUGAGCAGCAUUUAGCUUAAGUAGGUUCCUAGCUGUACCUAUUAGAAUUUGGGGUGACUUUGUGGGAUAUACAUUCAACCCAAAACCUGACUUGAUUUUGUUUUGUUCUUUGUGUCACCCCCUCCCCCCAUUGGCAUACAGGACGGGACCAGGGCCCUUGUACUCGGAACCAGACUGCACUCCAGGCAUUGUGUAAGCCUCUUGUGUUCUGCUUUCUUUCAGGUAGGAUAAUUGCGGACUGAACCCUCGGGCUGCGGUCAUAUAUGAGAACUUGGUCCUCGCGGUCCCCUUUGCCAGGAUGUUUCCAUUGCUUCAUGUUUCAGUAAACAAAGGAAUUUGUGACCAACUAUGUUUUCUUUCUUAAUUUAAUUCUUCUAAGUUGACUUUUCUUUCCUCGAUGCUAGUUGUCUGUAGCUUUUCACUGUUCCUUAUACCCUCAGCCUCUGAACAGCCCUAGGUAAGGGUUAUGCUGACAUCCCUUUUCCUGUACAGUAGAAGCCCCUCUUAAUCUUGCUUUUCUUAGGAGUUGAGCCCUUCUCCCUGCCUUCCUGCAGCAUCUCCUUUCCCUUUAAAAUGACCAUGUAGUGGCAAGCAACCUUUAACUCUUCUGUCAGUGCUGGACUCUUAGCAUUGAAGCUGGUCUUCUGAAGUCGCUAGGACCAUUGGGUUUUGUUGUUGUCUUGGUUUGAUUUUGUUUUGGUUUUCGGUUUUGUCUGACCUGUGAUCGUGGUACAGCAUUUGCUGAAAUUUAGCCUUGUUUUAUUCCACUCCUCCCAAUUUUUUUUUGAAAAAAAAAAAAUAAAUGUUUCUAAUACUUAA
This is a messenger RNA of Mus musculus (house mouse), 6482 nucleotides long. RefSeq names its product RNA binding motif protein 4B (gene Rbm4b). Bases 143 to 607 code for a protein of 154 amino acids. Gene Ontology annotation, molecular function: zinc ion binding; RNA binding; nucleic acid binding. The record is from RefSeq and is a predicted model, not a curated record. The transcript is spliced from 3 exons. Gene Ontology annotation, biological process: circadian regulation of gene expression; entrainment of circadian clock by photoperiod; regulation of translation. Lineage: Eukaryota; Metazoa; Chordata; Mammalia; Rodentia; Muridae. Gene Ontology annotation, cellular component: nucleolus; protein-containing complex.